Molecule: messenger RNA, 1779 nt
Organism: Serendipita indica DSM 11827
Lineage: Eukaryota; Fungi; Basidiomycota; Agaricomycetes; Sebacinales; Serendipitaceae
Source: the annotation of a GenBank genome assembly
AUGUUUGGAAGCAGCUCAGACGACGCCAACAGCCCACUGCUGUCCCCAAGUGACGUCAGUAGUAGACCAUCACUCGAUGCAGACUCCUCGAGCGAUGCCUCGUCCGUCAGCGACGAGUCCGAGGCAGAGGGGCCGAGUUUGCAGAUGAUGGGUGAGGAUCACGUCCGCAAACAAAAAGCCAAAGACGCUAUGACCCAGCUGGGUGUCGCUGUACCAUCAUCAUUACCCCGCAACCGCGUCAUCUCGUCUCCGCCAGGCCGCGGUACGCCAGCUGGCUCAGAGGCCGUGCAGUCGACCAGCCCUCUCCCAAUACCAGAGCAGGACAAGACGUCGGCAAGUAAGCCUGUCCAGGAAGAGGCUGCCUGGUCACCUGCCAUGGCCUUUUUGAGUGGACUCAAUUCCCCAUUCUCGGCUCCGGCCCAAGCCUCAGCGAUCAGACGUCCCGCCGCGCCUGUCGAAGAAAGGAUUGGGCCAUACAUCCUGGGUCCAGUCAUCGGUCACGGGGGUUUUUCCGUUAUCCGCAAGGCCACUUCGACCUCUGGCGUCGUCGCCGUCAAGAUUGUCACCAGAUCGUCCACAGACCCGUCACUCGUAUCUUCCCUAGAGAAUGAGAUUGCCAUUUGGUCUAACCUCCAUCACGAGUACAUUCUUCCCCUCUUCACUGACUAUCGCACCGACGAUGCUCUCUACCUCGUCUCACUCUACUGCCCAGCCGGCUCGCUCUUUGAUAUUCUGCGGCUUCAUGGAUCUCCAGGUCUCCCCCAGGACGACGUAGGAACGAUGUUCCGUCAAGUCGUCCGCGGGCUACGUUAUUUGCACGAGCAAGUCCGCCUGGUUCACGGAGACAUCAAAUUGGAAAACGUACUCGUCGAUGAGAUGGGCGCGUGUCGCAUCGCAGACUUUGGUCUUGCCAGGUACAUCCCCGUUGAGACGCCAAGCUCGGAGAAUCAUGCAGAUGAGACUCCCCAUUCUGCUCUUCCUCCUCACCUUCGCGGGCGCCAAACACGCCACAGAAACUCGACUCACGUUCCUGGAGCAAGCACCCCAUCUUCGCUCCAUCACUUCCCACCUGGAUCACUUCCAUAUGCCGCGCCCGAGCUCCUUCUCCCCCCAACGCGUUCAUCUCAGCAUGUCACCAAGUCGGAAGUAUCACCCUUCCCCGUACGACCAGCGCAGGAUAUCUGGGCAGUUGGAUGCCUCCUGCACGCAUUGCUCUUUGGUCGACUCCCCUUUGUGGACAGCUAUGAGCCGCGCCUGCAGAUGAAGAUUGUACGCGGUGUAUGGGAACGUAGUCGAUCCAAGACCCGUUCCCGUGCAAGAGGCUCUUCGAGAUCACGUAGUCGCGUGCGCUCAUCUUCGAGAGAUGCACUGCGGUUCCCUGCUGGUGGAGAGGGAAGACGACGAGCGUCCAAGUCGAGGAGCAGAGACGUCAAGAUUGGUAAAGGCCCCAAGUCUGUCCUGCGUGGAUGUAUCUGCGUGGAUGUGAACAAGCGUUGGACGGCUGCCAAGAUUGACGAGGUCGCUUGGAACUUUGCCUGGGACGACGCUGAGACUGAAGUGAUCGGCGAAGACGAACUAGAUUCGACCACGCAUCUGGCAGUUUCUACCCCGGUGCGCCAUGACUCGACUGACGCCAAGGGUGUUGAUCACCCCGAGUCUGAAUGGCUGACUGAAGAAGGUGGUGAUAAACUCACUUCGAUGCCCUUGGAUCCUAGAACGGGACUCCAUGCGUGCAUGACGCGCACCUCGUCUGCGCGACGAGCUGAAACGCUCCCAUGA